Messenger RNA from Clupea harengus (Atlantic herring), 7542 nucleotides. It is a transcript of the gene pde4a, whose product is annotated as phosphodiesterase 4A, cAMP-specific. The record is from RefSeq and is a predicted model, not a curated record. Gene Ontology annotation, biological process: signal transduction. NCBI's taxonomy places the organism in Eukaryota, Metazoa, Chordata, Actinopteri, Clupeiformes, Clupeidae. Gene Ontology annotation, molecular function: 3',5'-cyclic-nucleotide phosphodiesterase activity.
AAUACUGCGACAACUAGAAGGACAUUGGACAACAAAAGGCGGUUCUAUGACUUCCACUUGGAUUUGUCCAUUUACCACGGACUUCAUUUCUGAGCCAGUCCCAAUGACUGUAAAUAGAGGCAUGAGUUUAAUUCUACCAUAGUUAUGUGGUAGGCUAGAUGAUAACGGUAAACUCGAUUUUCUGCCUUAUAUGUUAAGCCUUGGCCAACGGUUCAGCUAUUCAUUCCAAAGGCUACCGAGACUGGGUUUAGGAUGAGGCGCAGACCACAGCAUUUGGUCCAGUUCACAGGUAGAUUGCGCUCCACAGAGAGUGGGUGAACCUGCUCUUACAACAUAUGAGAGAGAAAAAGAGUGCGAAAAAAGAGGAGAGAGAGAGAGAGAAUGGUGUUCUAUCUAGUGCCAUCAUUUAACAUCUGUCGACAAAUCGGAAAAAGAAGGAGGGCUUGCUCGAAUGAGACGUAGAGCGAUUUUUCAGUAACUGCUUCGUGUUAGGAAUGUAUUGGAGCUUCAGUCCAAGAAACCCAAGAGAGAGGAGCAAGAAGAAGAGUCGUGCGGUUUUACGAAGCUGGUAACAACCCGGGGCAAGAUGUUCUCUUGGAUACAUUUAUCUGUGUGCUGAUACCAGUCUAAAGUGGGGUAUUGAUGGAGGCGCAAGGUGAAUCCCUGGACAUCGAACGCGAGUUUCAGUCGCUGUAGUUCCAGAUGCAUGAUCGACACCCAAAUUGGAGAGUUUUAUGGCUCCGGUUGGCAACGGAAUGAUUACGAGUGAGCUUUGACAGACAUGUGCCGUUGUGAGCAGCAAUAAUAUCCCGCAUUGCACAGGAACCAGCGCCAGCGGUCUGGGAAUCUGCAAUAAGGGGCUGAUAAAAGCAAUAAACUGUGCUAUAAAUAAGUGAAUCAAUGCGCCAUGGACGACAAGGCGAAAAACUUCAGGAGAUGCUGCGCUGGUGAGAGUCUCUCAUUAAAUGUCAUGAGAAUAUUUUAGUUAUUCGUGUGGUCCCUUUUUAUCUUUUUUCCCCCUCAGUAAUAUAACUUUUAAUGGUCACGGGUGCACAAUGAAACACAAGCAAGAGCGCAGACCGUUGACCAUCUGUACACUGUGAUCAGUUUUAAAUAAUUUGUUUUCGUCGCUACAGCAAAUAGCUACAUAUGUUGGGCAGCACAAGACUUAGAUUCCUAGGUUCAGCUGCGUUACUUAGUGGAGGACAAAGACAGUUAUGGACAGAGAAACGUUUUUUUUUUUUUCAGAUUAACGAAACCACAGCCAUAUUGCACCAUUUGACUGCAAUCAAUACACUUACAGUUUUAGUUAAAGAGAUCUUUUGAUUUGCACUAUGAUGGAACCUCCACAUUGCUCGAAGAAGAGCUUGUCUCUGUCACUACCAGUACCUCGCGAGGGACAAGCAACCCUCAAACCCCCGCAACAUCUCUGGAGGCAGCCACGGACCCCCAUCAAAAUCAAACACCGUGGAUACUCCGAUACAGACCGGCAUCAUCACCGGCAAAUCGAGCGCUCCAAUGCUAUGGACACGAGUGACCGACCGGGGCUUAAGAAGUCUCGAAUGUCAUGGCCCUCGUCUUUCCACGGAACUACAAGCACAUCCAUCGGGAAUUGCGUGGGAAAUAAACGUUUUGAUGGAGAGAAUGGGCCCUCUCCCGGCCGCAGUCCCAUGGAUUCGCAGGGGACUCCUGGCCUGGUGGUCCACCCAUCCUUCCCACAGCGGAGGGAGUCCUUCCUCUACCGCUCCGACUCCGACUACGAGGUGUCCCCCAAGACCAUGUCCCGAAACUCCUCCAUCAACAGCGAGUGCCAUGCUGAGGACCUCAUAGUUACUCCUUUUGCUCAGGUGUUGGCCAGCCUCCGAACCGUAAGAAGCAACUUCACCAUUCUCGCCAAUGUCACCUCACCUACUACUAACAAGAGGUCACCAGUGACAAGCCAACCCACUGUUCCCAAGGCAACGCUCUCCGAUGAGACGUACCAGCAGCUGGCGCGGGAGACCCUGGACGAGCUGGACUGGUGUUUGGACCAGCUGGAGACCAUCCAGACCCACCGCUCCGUCAGCGAGAUGGCCUCCAACAAGUUCAAGCGGAUGUUAAACAGGGAGCUCUCCCACCUGUCGGAGAUGAGUCGCUCGGGGAACCAGGUGUCUGAGUACAUCUCCACAACUUUCCUGGACAAACAGAACGACGAGGAGAUCCCGUCGCCCACCCUGCCCGAGCGAGAGAAGCCCAUGUGCCGCAUCAGCGGCGUGAAGAAGCUCACACACAGCUCCAGCCUGACCAACACCACCCAGCCCCGCUUCGGAGUCAAGUCCGAGCACGAGGAGUCACUGGCUAAGGAGCUGGAUGACUUGAACAAGUGGGGCCUUAAUAUCUUCCAUGUGGCGGACUACUCAAACAACAGACCGCUCAGCUGCAUCAUGUACGCCAUUUUCCAGGAGCGGGAUUUGUUCAAGACGUUCCAGAUCCCCAUGGAGACGUUCGUCACCUACGUGAUGACGCUGGAGGACCACUACCAUGCCAACGUGGCCUACCACAACAGCCUGCACGCUGCCGAUGUCACACAGUCCACCCACGUGCUGCUCUCCACCCCGGCCCUGGACGCUGUGUUCACUGACCUUGAAAUUCUGGCUGCGUUGUUCGCUGCUGCCAUUCAUGAUGUGGACCAUCCUGGAGUCUCCAACCAGUUUCUCAUCAAUACCAACUCAGAACUGGCGCUGAUGUACAACGAUGAGUCGGUUCUAGAGAACCACCACCUGGCCGUGGGCUUCAAGCUCCUGCACGAGGAGAACUGCGACAUCUUCCAGAGCCUGAGCAAGAGGCAGCGGCAGAGCCUGCGCAAGCUUGUCAUCGACAUGGUGUUGGCGACGGACAUGUCCAAACACAUGAGCCUGUUGGCAGACUUGAAGACGAUGGUGGAGACGAAGAAAGUGACGAGCUCUGGUGUGCUGCUGCUGGACCACUACACCGAUCGCAUCCAGGUGUUGAGGAACAUGGUGCACUGCGCUGACCUGAGCAACCCCACCAAGCCUCUGGCGGUGUACCGUCAGUGGACGGAGCGCAUCAUGGAGGAGUUCUUCAGGCAGGGGGACAAGGAGCGCGAGAGAGGCAUGGAGAUCAGUCCAAUGUGUGACAAACAUACUGCCUCAGUCGAGAAGAGUCAGGUGGGCUUCAUCGACUACAUUGUGCACCCUCUCUGGGAGACGUGGGGGGACCUGGUGCACCCCGACGCCCAGGACAUGCUGGACACCCUGGAGGACAACAGAGACUGGUACCAGAGCACCAUGCCCCAGAGCCCCUCGCCCCCACCCGACGACCCGCACAACGAGCUGGAUGCCUGCGUGGACAAGUUCCAGUUCGAGCUCACGCUGGAGGACACCGGCGAGGGUGGGGGCGGAGACGAGCAGGCUGGCGACGAGGAGGAGGAGGGGGGACAGGGAGACGAGCCCAGCCAGAACCACGUGGACCACAGAGAGGGAUACAGGGAGGAGGAAGAGGAAGAUGAAGAAGAGGAGGGGAAAUGUGGGAGGCCGGAGAGAGAAGGGGCGGAGGAGGUACAGGAGGAGAAGAUGGAGGAGGAGGGGGAGGAGGAAGGGGAGGGUGCGCAGGGGGAGCGCGCAGGCCAGCAUGGCCGCAGGCGGCUGCAGGUCCAGUCGGUGGUGGUGGAGGAAGAUGAGGGACAUUCCGAGGGCAGCCCUGUGGAGCAGCCCAAGGAGGACGAGGCGGAGGAGGAAUCGUCCUCGCCCUCCGAUGACACAUGAGUUCCACCCAACCCCGCGCUCCGACGCCGGGGAUUGUAGGAUAUCAGACAUCCCAUUGGAAUAUUCUCGUUCAAUACCACACCCCUCACCCCCAUUCCUGUGGCUCCCCCUGGCUAUACAUGGCCAAGCCAGAGACAAGUAGGACUUACGUAACAACUCAAUAAGACAUUCAAUGUUAUUUUUCAAAAAGGGAACACAAAUGAUUCAGAUUAAUGAGUAAAUAACACAGCUACUGUAGAACUGGAGGGGAGGCUGGGAGUGUUGUCAACUAUGUGUUAGAGAUUCCGAGUGAAGAGAGAGGAACUUAGGGAGGAGUUUGUUGUAGGGCCAUUGGAGACAGUGUAGCACCCUGCGUCUAUAGCACACAUACACACAUACAUGUGCACACACACACCUAUUAUGGUAAACAAACAAAUAUCAAGACAUGCAUAAGAAUAUAUGCACACAUUUGUGCAUGUGUGUGUGUGUGUGUGUGUGUGUGUAUGCGCUGCGGAGGGGAUUUAGACUGAAGGUGAAUCUUUUUGGAAUAAGCCAUCUCUAUAUGGAAUAUUAUCUAACUGGUGAGUAUCGAGUUUGUGUUUGUCAACAUUUUACAGUAGAACUCUGUCCUCCUCAGAACUACCUAUGAUAAACAACCCUGAAGGACUUAUUUUUCCAUUUCUGUCGGAAAGAAUCCGUCAGGACUCUGAUUCUCAUGAGCAAGCAAGCAGGUCGUGCAAAGCGACGAGGACAGGAUGUUGUCGUUGUCGUUGUCGUCGUCAGGGAGGAUCUCGGUCUCAGAGACUGGACUGCUGUUCCCCUCCCGUCUGCCCUUUACCAGGAGUGCUACCGGAGCAAGAUGGCUGCGUGCCUUUCUGAACCAGCAGCUUCCCACACCGGAGCUGUCGUGAAGCAAUGCAUCGUGGGACAGGAGUGUCAGCUUUUGUCUUCAUUUUUUGAUUGUCACUUGCUUUAAAAGGAAAAAAAAUAAUACAAUAUUUGCUGGUCUCAGAUUUUUUUUGUCAAACAUCCACAUUAGCAUUUUUUGAAUGUUGUCUUCCUUUUACUGCUUUUGUGUUCCUCUUGAUCAAGGGGUCGUCACCAUCAUUAGCGUCCAGGUCCAGAGUCCUGUGUCACUUUUAUAUUGAAUUCAAUUUUUUUUUCAUAUAAAAAAAAUAAAUGAUAGUCACUUUCUGAGGAUAAGCCAUGUGAUGCUUUGCAACAUACAUUUCGCCUAAAUUCUAUUUACAAUAUUGUAGUCCUGCCAAAUAAUGUGGAAGCAACAGAGUAAUGUCAAGAGCAGCACAAUUUCGCACCCAGCCUCUCACACGCAUCCACCCAUCACAUAUGUAAGCUCUGUUUUUCCCAAACACUCUCAGUCAUGUCUUGCCAAAGGGACUGGUAGGAAGCCUGAUCAAGUAGAGGAGCUUUCCAGGUGGUCAGCAGAAGACACAACAAGAGAGAAAGCGGGGGAGCUGGUUGAGUGUGAAGACAAUUUGAAUAAGUUAGAAGGAAUAUAUAGGGAGACCACGCACCACCAUUGUUCCAUUUGAUGCUUAUUUUGCCUUAAUGUCAAUAGCAGGGUUCCUGCCUGCCACUAUGUAGAUUUCUAAGAUACGCUCAGUAUCCCAGUAUACUUAAUGUAGGUCACGUCUGUAUGCCUCACUGUCUAUAAGAGUCUGUUUACAUUGUACUUUCAUUAGCAUAUGGAAGUGUUUGCAGAUGUGGUUGGAGUUUGAUCUUUCUGGUGCAGUGACAUAGCUGAGGAAAAAUCUGCAUAAAUGGCCUAUGUUGAGUUGAAUAGUGUUGCCUAAAAAUUGCUUCAAUUUGUGGACUGACAAUGAAAUUAGAGUAACUGUUGAUGUGUCAUGGAUGUUUGAGGCCCAGGGUUCUGGUUGUUUUGUCUUGUGUGCAUACCCAUUGGUAAAACUGUGAGAAAGCACUAAGUGAAAUGGGCGAGAGGCACAUCUGUGUGGGGGUGUCUUACCCUCAUCGUGAUUGGACGUCUCAGUGUGGACAGAGCUAACUGCGCUUCUUCAAAGCCAUCCCAGACACAAAGAGUGCCACAUCAUCGGGCUCGAGAUCUGACAUUUUGAAUGAGUGAGAGACAAAGUGCCCAGGAAGCCGUCAGUUAGCGAAGGACAUAACAGGGUCUUGAGGAGUUAGAGAGAGAGUGUGAGGUGAUGUUGAUGGAAGUUGAAUCUUUUUCAGUCCAGGGGAGAAACUGAGAGACAAGUGGUGGAACUGCAUGUGAGAUUAGCAGCACGUCGUUUGAUAGUGAGCCGCCAUGGCUCAUUUAUUCCCACUGACUCUGUAUGGAGCGGAACUGCCAUAGAGUCGGGCUCAGUCGGUCGAAGUGCUGUUAGACUAGAGAGCAUCACUGCAACUGUGCUGUCAUAUAAGCAUUAGAGGUCACUGCUGGUGUCAAUAAGGGACAUUGCCAUAUGCACCUGCGUGUCAUACUUUAGAGAUGUUUUCUUUGUUGUGUGGCUUUUUAUUCUUGUUGUGUGCUCUAAAAAGCAAAGAAAUAUGCUAUUUGCCAUUUUAACACGAUACUGUAGCAAUCGUUUCUUAAUAAGAAAUUAUUCAAUUAAUGAACUUGCUGCCAUUCUUUUUUGAAUAUAAAACACACUAAAUACCACAAGUGUUUUCUUUGAACAGUUUGUGUACAGUUUUUAUUUUUGUAUGAUUCUGGUUGAUGGUUUUGAAAUUGAAUAAUUACAAGAACAUACAGUAUAAUAUAAAUAUUAGCAUUAUCACUUCUUGUUUUGUAUAUAUUGUAAUGUUGGAUUGUAAAUUUGAAAUCUCCUGAGGAACCAAGAAGCCUCAUUUUAGUUGUACUGAGACGUAGUUCCGAAUGACAAAAUCAUCCUCCACAACUUUGCUCUCUCUCUCUUUCUCUUUCUCUCUCUCUUUCUCUCUCUCUUCUCUUCUCCUCUUUUACUCUCUCUUUCCUGUUCUUGCCCCAUUCCCUCGUCUUAUUGCCUCUACUAAAAUUCUUGCUAUCUUUAUUUAUGUACUGAAUAUUUGAAUAUUUGAAUUGUAUAAACCGAGAUGGUCAAGUCAUUCUUUAAUUCUCAGAAUUUUCAGUAUGCGCACUUUAUUUUUUGGUUGGUUGUGCGGUAGGAAUUGUGGGCAAAGCUGUUGGUAGGUUUGUGUGUGUGCGUGCGUGUGUGUGUGAGAGAGUGUGUGUAAGCAUCACUAUUGCACAGGGGAGGAAUUCCACAGGGCCUGGAUUGAAACCUGUACAGUACACCCUGACUCUGGGAGGAAUAGACGACUACUUUGAUGAAUGCUGUGGCAGUGGAGAAGAAAUGUAUGAUUGUGACAUCUCCCAUGAGAUUGUGUUUCAAGGUAGGCUACAGUAUGUAUGAACAGGAGGGAUUUCAGCUUCUGAUUACUUUUUUUUUUGAUUAUUUAAAACUUUCUUUACACUAGACUCCUUGUUAGAGCAAUUAUCUGGGCUUCAACCAAUGUGUUACUUGUUCACACAUUAUGAAAAUAAUAUAAAUGGAAAACACCAUGAAAUGAUUGUAAUAUUUGUAAAUUAUAUUGCUGUAAUGUGUAAAUGUGUUCAAGUUAUUUUAUAUUAUAUUAUUUUUAUGAGAGGUUUUCCUUUGAAAGAACUGAGGUGUCAUUUUGUGAAUAAAAUGCAUUUAAUAAGCAAACAACUAUAUAUAUAUAUAUAUAUAUAUAUAUAUAGUAUAUAUAUAUCAGUAUAUUUUUCUUUUAUUUCACUGUUCAGUACUGUAAAGUGUGUCAAACCUACAAAUAAAGGAGGAUUUUUUAAUUAUAAAAA